GGGGUCUCGAGGCGCUGCCCAUCUGUUGCGCCGACGCCGCCGGCCGGAGUCGGCAGAUCCGGGUCUCGUGGCUAAGAGUGACGUGGUCAAUCGAAUCCAAACAGAGGGCGGGGCGGAGGCCGGCGGGCUGAAGCACCAGCGGCCGCCGCGUUGGGAGGCCGGAGCUGCCGCAGCGUUCCGGAAGCCUCAGGCGGUCUCGCCACCCCGACUGGGUUUCGGCUCCCAUCCUCCCCGCCCCUUCGGUUGUUGUCUGGGCGGAUUAGUCAAGUAAAAUCAAGCUGGGUAAUCAUGGCAGAAGGUGGAUUCGAUCCCUGUGAAUGUGUUUGCUCUCAUGAACAUGCGAUGAGAAGGCUGAUCAAUCUGUUGCGGCAAUCCCAGUCCUACUGCACAGACACAGAAUGUCUUCAGGAAUUACCAGGGCCUUCUGGUGACAAUGGCAUCAGUGUUACCAUGAUCCUGAUGGCCUGGAUGGUUAUUGCAGUGAUCUUGUUCCUACUGAGACCACCUAACCUAAGAGGAUCCAACCUACCUGGCAAGCCAACUAGUCCGCAUAAUGGACAAGAUCCACCAGCUCCUCCUGUGGACUAAUUUUGUGAUGUGGGAAGCAAAACAAUUUGCACGACCAAAUGAACGAGACCACCAGAGUACUCUUAACCCCAUUAGAACUGUUUUCCUUUUGCACCUGCAAUUUGGGAUGGUAUUGUUUUCAUGAGCUUCUAGAAACUUCACUUGCAAACUUUUGCUUCCUGUGUUUUCACCAUUCCUAUUUACAGUAUAUUUGAGUAAAUAAUUAUAUUAAAAAAAAGUUACAUGGGGCUUUUUUGGUUGUCCUAAAUUUAAACAUUCCAUUCAUUCUGUUUGUAAUUGUGAUUGUAUUUUUUGUGGUGAUUUUUGACAUGAUUGAAGGAAAUUUGAGAUUUUACAUUUAAAUAUUUAGAGAGUUUUGAUAGGUUUAAAUUUUUUCAGAAGGUAUUUAUAAAGUAACGUUGAUUUGGGAUUAUGGAAGAUAAUUAGAAACCACAUAGCAUUUACAUUUGCCUUGAUACAAGGUGAUUUGUGGGUGGCAGCUCUUAGAGCAUUUUACAAGCUCUAGCUGGAAUCUGGGUCACUCAUUAAGUGGCUAGAAUAGGAGGAUGGAAGAAAAAUGGUUGUUUACUAAUUUUCUACUAAUAAAAAUGUCUGAUGUUCAGAAUAAAUAAACAUGAUUUCAUCA
Molecule: messenger RNA, 1213 nt
Organism: Perognathus longimembris pacificus (Pacific pocket mouse)
Lineage: Eukaryota; Metazoa; Chordata; Mammalia; Rodentia; Heteromyidae
Gene: Smim14
Product: small integral membrane protein 14
Exons: 5
Coding region: 289-588 (99 amino acids)
Cellular component (GO): endoplasmic reticulum
Source: RefSeq, a predicted model, not a curated record